Messenger RNA from Hypoxylon trugodes, 3451 nucleotides. Its product is annotated as cell division control protein 54. Bases 198 to 3251 code for a protein of 1017 amino acids. The record is from RefSeq and is a predicted model, not a curated record. Gene Ontology annotation, molecular function: single-stranded DNA helicase activity; single-stranded DNA binding; ATP binding. Gene Ontology annotation, biological process: double-strand break repair via break-induced replication; mitotic DNA replication initiation; DNA replication. Lineage: Eukaryota; Fungi; Ascomycota; Sordariomycetes; Xylariales; Hypoxylaceae. Gene Ontology annotation, cellular component: MCM complex; nucleus. The transcript is spliced from 3 exons.
CCCCUUUUUACGCGUUCGUGCCCCAUUUUAUGUGAUUUCUCUCUCCUAGGGCGGCAUCCACAUCUACAUCCCACUUGUUAUCUCAAUCUUCAUAACCACCCACUUUCUUCUUCAGUCUAAACAACUUUCCCCUCCACCAAUCGAUUACACGUAACUUAGCCGACAUAGACUUCAAUUGUGCUCGUAUUGGAGUCAAGAUGUCUUCACCAGCUAAUCGCCGAACACGCAGUUCGCAAGCCGGCACACCAAGUCGAAAUACACGAAAUUCUCAAGCCCUUCGCAGCAGUCCCGUUCCUGCGAAUGGAGCGCAGAAUCUAAAUGCUCCUAACCAUCCCUCGUCACAGUUGGCAUCGAGUCCUCUAUUCUAUCAAUCCUCACCAGCCAAUGGAAACGAUAGAAGUUCCCCCGCUUUACGCCACAAUACCGACAGCCAAAGCACCAACGCCAAUGCCGACGCAGCACCUAGUUCGCCUUUACGUCGCAUGACAGGAAGCGAUGGCGAUCGCACACCAAGGGCCUCUAGAUCACUUAUGGGUGAAUCUUCACCCAUUCGAUAUGAACCAAGUUCAAGUCCCGGUCGAGGUCUACACCCGCAAACCGAUCUUCGAAGCGAGAGCAGUAACUUGUUCGUCGGAGCAUCCGAUACUCCACGAGCCAACCGGGUAAACCGAAGAGGUGAUAUCAACUCCGAGAUUUUUAGUAGUAGUGGUCGGGGUGGAAGUCGUGUUAUUUUGGACGAUGCAGGCCGUGUAGUUCGAGAAAUCCAUUCCGAUGCAGCAACCUUUUCCAAUCUGAAUCCUGGGACCUCCGAUGCCGAUGCUCUUGGUGGACAAGACAAUGCGACUAUUUGGGGUACUACGGUCUCCAUUGACGAUACCUAUGCCGCCUUCAAAGACUUCCUACGCAAUUUCACCAAGAAAUAUCGUAUGUGGGGUAUAGGUAUGACGACAGAAGAGACGGAUGCUGACCCAGACUCUACAUCCAAACCGUAUUGGGAAGAGCUUCAAAACAUGCUCAUUCUCGGACAACGAAUCCUCUAUGUGAACAUCCAAGAUUUCAAGUUAUACCCCCCUACAAGGAAGAUGUGGCAUCAAAUUCAACAUUACCCCCAGGAAAUUGUGCCAUUAAUGGACCAGUCGGUUCAUGAUCUGAUGAUUGAGCUUGCACAGGCUGAAAUGGCUAGGCAAAGGACUCAAAGCAAUGGGGGACACGCAGCGCAACGCAGCAGCGCGCCUAGUUCAGACAUGCAUAUCCCGAGCUCAGAGCGAGGCGAGGAACCCCAAACCCCUUCGCAACGACCUCCUCAAGGACCUACUUUAGAAGAGAAGGUCAUGGAUCAAACCUACAUGACUCGACCUUUUGGUCUAGAUGAGGCCACCAACCUGCGAGAUCUGAACCCAUCUGAUAUGGACAAGCUUAUCUGUAUUAAGGGUCUUGUGAUCAGGACAACACCCGUUAUCCCAGACAUGAAACAGGCAUUCUUCCGAUGCAGUGUUUGCAGCCACUCGCUCCUGGUCGGCCUAGACCGAGGCAAAAUUCGAGAACCCACGGAAUGCCCACGACAGCUAUGCAAUUCCAAGAAUUCUAUGCAAAUUGUACACAACAGGUGUGAAUUCGAAGAUAAGCAGGUUAUCAAAUUACAGGAAACACCCGAUGCCGUGCCUGCUGGCCAGACACCUCAUUCAGUGUCAGUUUGUGUUUACAACGAGUUGGUGGAUUUCUGCAAAGCUGGUGACCGUAUCAAGAUUACGGGAAUUUAUCGUGUCAGCCCUGUCAGAGUCAACCCGCGACAGCGCUCAGUCAAAAGCGUGUUCAAGACCUUUGUCGAUGUUGUGCAUGUUGCCAAGGUCGAUAACAAGCGCAUGGAUAUGGAUCCUUCUACUCUCGAGGAAGAAACUAAUGAUUCAGAAAACAACAUCGAAGAAACACGAAAGAUUACCCCUGAGGAAGAAGAGAAGAUCAAAGCAACUGCUGCCCGCCCAGAUAUUUAUGAGCUUCUCUCCCGAUCGCUAGCUCCAUCAAUCUACGAGAUGGACGACGUGAAGAAGGGUAUUCUCCUCCAAAUGUUUGGAGGCACGAAUAAGACCUUUGAAAAGGGUGGUAGUCCGAAAUAUCGAGGAGAUAUAAACGUCUUGCUCUGUGGUGACCCGUCGACAGCGAAGUCCCAGUUGAUUAAAUAUGUCCACAAGAUUGCCCCUCGUGGUGUAUACACUAGUGGUAAGGGAUCUUCCGCAGUCGGUCUCACAGCAUACGUCAGCCGUGAUCCCGAGACUAGGCAAUUGGUACUUGAAUCGGGCGCUUUAGUCUUGUCCGACGGUGGUGUAUGCUGUAUCGAUGAGUUCGAUAAAAUGUCCGAUGCCACUCGUUCGGUUCUCCACGAAGUUAUGGAACAGCAGACAGUUUCAGUUGCUAAAGCUGGUAUUAUCACGACAUUAAAUGCCAGAACCAGUAUUCUGGCAUCGGCCAAUCCAAUUGGGUCUCGAUACAAUCCCGACCUACCCGUUCCACAAAAUAUCGAUCUUCCACCUACAUUAUUAUCACGAUUCGAUCUUGUCUACUUAAUCCUCGAUCGUGUCAACGAAUCGAACGACCGCAGGUUAGCCCGACAUUUAUUGUCGAUGUAUUUGGAAGAUAAACCUCAAUCCGCUCCCUCUGCUAAUGAAAUAUUGCCCGUGGAAUUCUUAACCUCCUAUAUUUCAUACGCCCGUACCCAUAUCCACCCAACAUUGUCUCAGGAUGCUUCUCAGGCCCUGGUAGAUGCAUACGUUAAGAUGCGCAAACUCGGACAGGAUGUUCGCGCGGCAGAAAAACGUAUUACGGCGACAACCCGACAACUUGAAUCGAUGAUCCGUCUUGCUGAAGCACACGCCAAAAUGCGCCUCGCAACUACAGUUACGGCGGCCGAUGUACUCGAGGCUGAGCGACUCAUCCAGUCUGCGCUGAAGACUGCAGCAACUGAUGCUCAAGGUCGCAUUGACAUGAGUCUACUCACAGAAGGCACUAGCGCGGCAGAGAGGAAGCGCAAGACUGAGCUGAAGGAAGCUGUUCUACAUCUGCUGGAUGAGUUAACUGGCGGUGGACAGAACGUGCGAUUUAGUGAUGUCAGUAGACGGUUGAACGAAGGAGCAAGUGUUCCGGUUGAGCCAGCUGAUUUCGCAGAGACGAUGAGAGCGCUUGAAAUGGAGGGCUCGAUUAUGAUUAGUGGUGAGGGUGCGAGAAAGAGUGUGAGACGUGUUACUGGCGUCGCAUAAAUUAUUUAUGACGAUAUUUUGAAAGGGGAAGACCAAGCAAUUAUGACGGAGUCACGAAAUCGGGUAAUCCAUCGAUACCGACCGGCGUAUUUGGGGUGAUAAUGUUCCGAACAUCAGGCAAGUGAGACGGGUUCGUGGAAUGAGUUUAUGAAGCUGCCGAUUAAUUAAUAUAUGAAAAUGUUAAAUGUUACACAAAAACU